CACACACACAUACGCACGCAGGUGCAGCAGCGCAGCCGGCCCCGCCCCUUUCACGCCGCAGGAGAAUGCGCGCGGCGCUGCCCGGCGCACCGCCGUCUCGUGUCGUCUCGCUCCGCGCUCGGGCGACGUCCUCGCGCCGUGACCGCGCUCCUCCGUUCCCAGAAUGCCUUUCCCGCCGAUUCACCUCCACCAGCGGCUCUCCUCCCCCGGCAGGGAGCUCUUCGGGAAGAAGAAAGCCGGCGCGGCGCCCCCGCCGCCCGGCACAUCCGGCGAGGAGAAGGAGCGCGACAGGGAGAAGUUCCCCGCGUCCUGGACCUCGGCGAAUCUGAGGAACCUGGGCCGGAAGCCCAAACCGCCGAAAGCCAAGAGCCCCGUCCGCCGGCUGUCGGCCGGCCAGGACGCUCCGCGGCAGGACGAGGCGCGCCGGCCGGCGGCGCCCAAGGCGCGCUCCAACUCCGCGGAGUCCGCCUCCCGCCGGGGCAGCAAGCAGUCGUCCCGCAGCUCCCUGGGCAGAGACGAGGCGGAGAAGGAGGCGCGGUUCACCCUGAGUCUCACGCCCGAGGCCAUCCUCGUCAUCCAGAAGCGCAACCUGGAGAAGCAGAUGCUGGCCCGGCAGCAGAAGUGCUGCGCGUCGGCGGACUUCCGGCACAGGCGCGUGUUUCCGUCCAGGAAGGCGCACGCCGGCGCCAGGGGCGGCGCGCCGGCCGCCAGGCCGGAGGAGGCCGGCCAGCAGGACAUCACCGCCAUCGUGAAGAUCUCCUUGCUGAACGACCAGUACAAGUACGACGACGUGGAGUACGAGGAGGAGGACGCCGACGUGGACGAGACGGUUGUGCGCAAGUGCAAGGAGUGGCUGCGGGGCGUCGAGAGCGCGGCCGCCUUCGGCAGAGUGGACAGACUCGCUGCCCUGUCGCACCUCAAAGGCUGCUGAUGACGCCGGACUCCGGGUCGGACCUCCUUUCCUGUGCCGUGUGCCCGGAGCCAAAGCGGCGACAGCCCCGGGAGGGCACUUAACGCCUCUGCUUCCUCCUCCUCCUCCUCCACACAUGUUGUUUUGCGAGUGUAUAGCCUAUGUAAUGUCUACAUUAUAUAUGUAUAUAUGUAUGUAUAGAUUUUGUCCCUUUUGCACAUGAUGUCGCCUCGGACCCGGGCGCCCGUGUGAAGGAAUGUGUCGUUAACCCCGCCCGCUCCCUUUUGUGUCCGUAAACGGGGUGGUUGUCACGGCAACGGGGUUUACGCGCCGUCCCCUUGGAGACCGAAUCCGACUUGUUGCCCGCUCCUAUCAGGGGCGCUUGUUUUGUUUUUUUACAUCUUUUGUAUAGAGGGGGGGGGGUUAACUGUUUAAUAUGUACAGUAGGCUCUUUAAUAUUUGUACCGUCUAAUGUUUGGAAGUAAAACGUUUCCCGUCUACACCGGCGUGAACGACCCUUCAAACCCCCCCCCUCCCUCCUCCUUUAAAGAGGGGUUCUGCUUGGCAGGAGCGCAGACCACCGCUCAUCUGGUCCCGUCACCGGGGGGAGCCUGCAGGGACCCUCCGCUGCCGCCAGGGUCGCUGCAGCUGCCGGGGCAUUAGCCGCUAUAAGCGCUUGACUCUAGGUCCCUAUCUCUUGUCUUGUGUCGUGUCUCUAUGUGCCUUUUUACGGUGUGUGUGUGUGUGUGUGGCAGGAGUCCACGUGUUUUGGUUUUUAUACAUGCACCGGAAAUUAAAACUCCU
Molecule: messenger RNA, 1714 nt
Organism: Lampris incognitus (smalleye Pacific opah)
Lineage: Eukaryota; Metazoa; Chordata; Actinopteri; Lampriformes; Lampridae
Gene: prr18
Product: proline rich 18
Exons: 1
Coding region: 164-931 (255 amino acids)
Source: RefSeq, a predicted model, not a curated record